[Torrubiella] hemipterigena is the source of this 4932-nucleotide messenger RNA. The record is from the annotation of a GenBank genome assembly. Lineage: Eukaryota; Fungi; Ascomycota; Sordariomycetes; Hypocreales; Clavicipitaceae.
GUGUGGGUCGCUACGAGCGCCGCAUUCAGAAGGAGCCCGCCCCUGGUAAUCCCCGAAGGGCAAUGUCGUGAUUGUCCUUUUUUUUUUUCUCGACUGCCCGAUUAGUCCGUCGCCAAGUUCAUUUCGCUGCCAUCUUCUUAUUUCCCUCAUACUUGCUUGUUCUGGUACACAAUCACGUUGCAUAGUUCACCAGUUACAUCGUUCAUUGUCCCUGCAAUUGACUGACAAUGACGGACGACAAAGCCACCACUCCCGACAACAACAAAGUUAUUACGGAUGUCGAUCCUGCGACCGUCUCCGAAAAAGACGAUGUCCACCACCCAAUCAACCUCCACGACCCCUCGGUCACCUUCAUAGAGUACCAAUACUGGGCUAAGAUUACCCGUGAAGAAGAGCGCGUCGCCAACCUCGAGUAUCUUCGCCAGCGCAAGGCCGAGCCCUUAGCCGACAGCAUCAAGAAGCACCUUGGCUUCUCAGGCAAGAAGGAAGAGCCGAAAACCGACGCUCCCUUGGCUAUCACCGAUAGUGCUGCUGCUGUUGCUGCUGGCGGCGCCAAGGAGGCUUCCGGUGCUGAGGCCGACAAGAUCAUGGUUGCUCCCUCGGAAGGCGAGUGGAAGCAGGCAAGCCGAGCUCUCCGCACUGCCUCUUGGGGUGCCUGCUUCUAUCUCAUCACCACGGAUAUCCUCGGUCCUCUCUCCACGCCUUGGAGUUUUGCUCAGACCGGCUACGGGCCGGGUGUUCUUCUCUACACGGUCUUUGGAGCCACAGCUGGAUACUCUGCCUUCGUUAUGUGGAAGACAUUCCUCGGACUCGACUCUGAUCGCUUCCCUCUUCGAUCCUACGGCGACAUCUUUUUCCGUCUAUUUGGUCCUACCACCCGUCACUCUGUCAACAUUGCCCUUGCUAUCCAAAUGAUUCUCUCUGUCUGUGCGCUCAUCCUCGGUCAGGGUCAGAGUAUCACGCAAAUGUCGCGUGGCGAGAGCGGUAGCCAAGGCAUCUGCUUCGUUGCCUGCAUGGUCAUCUUCAUGGCUGCUGGCAUGCUGUUUGCUCAGAUCAGAAGUUACCAGCACUUUUCUCGUCUGGCGUUCAUUGCCGUUCUGUCCAACCUUGGCAUCAUCAUUCUCAGCUGUGUUGUCGUGACUAGACAUGGUCCCAACUUCUUGGCUACUUCCAAGUCCUUUGGUCCCCAGUUUGGUGAAGGCCCCAUCCACACCUACGCCUGGACACCUCCCAGUGACAUGACUACCGGCGGUGUCGGCUUCGUCGCUUCGCUCAACGGUCUUAAUCAAGCCAUUUACUCGUACGGCGGCUGCCUCGUUUUCAUCUCCUUCAUGUCUGAGAUGCGCCAUCCCAUGGACUUCUGGAAGGCCAUCAUCUGCGCCGAGUCUUUCAUUUACUGCAUGUACCUCUUCUUCGGCAUCUACGUCUACUCGUUCCACGGACAGUUUACCUACAAUCCUAUCCAGCAGGGCCUUACCCCGUACCGCUUCCAGACAGCCGCUAACGCCAUGUACUUUGUCAGUGGACUUAUCGCCGCGGCCCUCUAUGCCAACAUUGGUUUCAAGGUCGUUUACGUCGAGGUCUUCCAGGAGAUCUUCAAGUUCCCCCCUCUGUCUGAACGCAAGGGCCAGAUCGCUUGGAUUGUCUCCAUUCCUGUCUACUUCUCCAUUGCAUUCGUCAUCGCUGCUGCCAUCCCCCAGUUCUCUUACGUCUCUGGUCUCAUUGCUGCUCUCUUUAUUCUUACCUUCACAUACACCCUGCCCGCCAUCAUGGGUAUGGCGUACUGGAUCCAGAAGGAUGCUGUCCUUCCUGAGGAGGUGUUUGAUCCUGUCAGCAGAACUGUCACCUUUGUUGACUCUGGAUUCAAGCGCUGGAGCCGCGGUUUCUGGAAGAAGCCUAUUAUGCAUACCUGGAACUUUCUGUACAUGCUCGGCGCAAUUGCAACCACUAUCCUCGGUGUCUAUUCCAGUGUUGUACAGUUGAUUGACGCCUUCAACGGCGGCAGCGCGGCGUCAAGCUUUGGUUGUGAAGCUGCUGUUUAAGCAACCAUCUCCUGUGUAGUUGACCGCUAUGAAACAGAGCAUCAGGUUUCUUGGAUGAAUCCAUAUCGAAUUACGUGCAUAAUAUCCUCAUAUACUAUUCAAAGAUUUUGCAUAUAGAAUUUUACUUAUUGUAACGUUAACGUAUCAGUCAUUUUGGGUAUUAAUACAUAUUUAUCUUUACAUUAUUAAACAUCCGGUGUUUCCCACAACGCCUCCCAGCUCCAUCAUUUAAAACUCCAAUUCUUCCACUUCCAUACCACACUCAACACAGGUCUUGAUCGUCAUGCCUUCUUCGUUUUCCACUGUACGGCCCCAUUCAUGAACAUGGCGCCCACUUCCAACAGCAUCGCCAAACUUGCUUGCUCCCGUCUUGCUCAGCGUGCCAGCUUGUCGUCGAAAGGCGUCCGUUCUCGUCUUGCGCUUCAAGUCAAGCAGCUUCUCCUUAAACACCUUUUCUUUUCGAGCUUUCUUUUGUGUCUCGCGGCGUUCAUACUCUGCGUCAAGAGCCUCUGAUGAGCCCCAUUUUGUCUUGAGAGCGUAAUCUUCAACUUGGCAUCGCAGGAACAACAUCAUGUCGUGCCAAUGGGAUUUAUGUGGGUUCGGUUUUGAGAGAUGGGGCAGAAGCUCCGGAUCUCGCAAUUCAGCUAAAGGUGUAUUAGUUUCAUGCAUGUAUUAUGAGAAUGAUAGCAAAAAAAAACACUUACGAUCAGUUAGGAGAUAGUCCUCUUUGCAUUCGGUCUUGGUGAGGAGAGAGUAUUUGUCAGGGAACUUCUCCUUGCACUUGCUGCAGACACAGAUGUGGAAAACCUCUUCCCAAACAAAGUCAAUAUCCAUGCUUCUGCACUCUCGACAUCUCUUUUUCUGCGAUUCGUCUUGCAGAACCGUUAGGCCCGGCUCAAACGGGCCCGACUUUAAUCGCUUCAUCUCCCGUAUUAAUCGUUGCUUUUCCCAUUCUUGGAUCGUCAUGUUCUUCGGCCUUUGCUCGUCAUCGCCUGAAGGUUUACCUCCAAGCGCAUAGUUGUGAGGGUCGUCUUCGGUCGAUAAGAAGCCACCUUUUGUAUCCGUCAUAGAACUCAUGUUAUAGUCUACAAACUUUGCAAAUUUGGGAAGCGCUUGUAAUGCGCUUUCAUCGCCUCGCUGACGCCCGUCUCGAUUGGUGCCGCCAUUUUCAACAGCAGAUAUAGGACGCUUCCCUGUUACUGAUUUCGAAACGUGGACAUUUUCUGUUGGAACGAAGCCAGAGGCCGUCUUGGGUAUCGUCGGUGCGGUGCCAGCAGCACGUUGUUCGGCCUCUCGCUGGUCUCGAAUCGCUUUCGCUUUUAGUCUAUUUUCUUCCUAGUUAAGCUAUUAGCAUUUAAAGCAUGUGAAAAGGCCCUCACAUCGUACAAUCUUUCGUAUCACUUCAGGUGUUAACGGUAACUGGGCCUGCGACGAGCGAGUGGCCUUUGUGGGGGUCGCCGGCGGGUCCAUUCUCUUGAUUGGGAUGAUAUUAAGUAUAGAGACUCUAUUUCGACCUUUUAUAGAAUAUAAUAUGACAUUAUCGGGCGUGUUUGAGCAAGCUGGUGCGAUUGUGGCGAGGUGAAUGUUGGGAGCGCCAUGCGUUGCGUGCGGCGCAAAAGACGACCAAGUAUUUUUGGAGGGGCGAAAGCUAGCGUAAAACGUCAGUGACGCGACCCCACGUGACGCAUAUAUUUAGCAAUCAAUAUCCUUCAAUAUUCACAGAUGCAGGGACACUUGGUGGUUCUACAGAUAUUUGUUUUAUUCAUAAAUCCGAUAGUAUAUUGCAAGAUACAUGCAUCACCUACGCCGUCUAUUGGCGGGGCUCUUUAAGACGGCCAACCCAGAAAGCAGCAGGUGACAACAGUACUCCUGUGCCAUACUCUCUCCCGUUUUCAGCACCUUACUCCUCCUUAGCACCACCGCGGCCAGCCUUCUCAGCGGCUUCGACGGCCUUCUUGUCGCUCUGAGUAGCACCACCCUGCAUGGCGCCCAUGAGACCAGCAGCAGCCUUGAAAGGACGCUUGAGGUCACCGGAGGCGGGCUGGCCGUAAAGGUGGAUCUUGACAAGGUUGCUCUCGAACAAGCUCUUGACGGGGAUAAUGCUCUGGAUCAAGAGAGGGUUGGUGUACUUCAUGUAAAGGUGCAUAAAGGCCAUCAUGGCAACACCAGUAAGCUGGCCGCGCCAGGCAGUCUUAAGCUGGGCAAGAUCGUAGUCCUUGAUAGUAGUUGUGACGAGCUUGGGCUCCUCGGUAGAGCCCAUGGGGGCAGGCUCGACGUACUUGAGGGUGGUCAUGUCUAUUUCGUUUGGUUAGCGUUGGCUGUCGCGUGAUGUCCGGUGUCGCGGGGUUUGCUCAUCCGCGAUGAUCGCCUUGAUGCAAAUCACUCACCAUUCUUGGCAUUGAUCUUAGACUGAACGUAGAAGUAUACAAGAGCAAUGAUGAUGUUGCUGGUAACGUAGAUCGCACGGACCGAGUUGAGGACGUUGGGGUCGUCAAAGGGGACGCGCUUGGAGACCUGCAUCAUACCAAGGAUGAUGAGGAGGUUGGUGCUGCAGCCAUUGUUAGUUUAUAAUCUUUGCUAAAUUGUUUGAUGCCGUUGAUUGCCAGCGCCAGCAUAUGUCAGGGCCGCAUGCCAUUGAUGUGGUUGAAUUUGACGAUGCGAAUGCGGCUGGCUGGGACAGGGGGCUUCUCGUACAUCUGGGGGUUCAGAAGGCUAGGCAUUUUGAAAGCGUGCUGCGUCGAUUAAGCAAGAUGUGUAAAUGAGAAGAGCAAUUGCGAUAAAAAUGACGAAUCGUCAAUUAUGUUGAUGUUGCAAAAGACGCAAAAGGGGGCGGAGGUUGAAGACGUGAGGCGCACGAGUCGUAGAAGCUGCCAGAAAAACACAAAAUUAC